Molecule: messenger RNA, 1208 nt
Organism: Nomascus leucogenys (northern white-cheeked gibbon)
Lineage: Eukaryota; Metazoa; Chordata; Mammalia; Primates; Hylobatidae
Gene: TMEM205
Product: transmembrane protein 205
Exons: 2
Coding region: 576-1193 (205 amino acids)
Source: RefSeq, a predicted model, not a curated record
CGGUGUCCUCGGGAUGAGAUUUGGGGUUUCCUCGGGGCUUUGGGGAUCUUCACCUAAUAUCUGGGAUUAUUUUAUGAGAGGAGUGGUCUUGGCUGUCAGAAAUGGAUCCCUGGGGUAAUAUUUGGGAGUUAGUGGAGUGAUCUCUGAAGACCUAGGGCUAUGAGCUGGAGCUGCUGGGGCUGAAAUUUGGGGCCUCUGAAGUGGCAUGGAGAUUGAGGUCCAGAGAGCCUGAGAUCCUGAGGGCUGACAUUUAGAGAGAUGGGGUCGAGGGUUGUCUUUGGGCCUUGACUGCUUUGGGCCUUUCUCACUCUUAUUCCCGGGCUGCUUUGUCAGAAUCUCUGCUGGAUUGGCCGUAACCCUGUUCCCGAGCGGGCUCACAGGGUCUGAAGGCCACGCACGAAGCAAAGGUAAAGUUCUGAGCCACCCGGUGCCUCCUUCCCAGGACUGCAAGAUGGAGGAAGGCGGGAACCUAGGAGGCCUGAUUAAGAUGGUCCAUCUACUGGUCUUGUCAGGUGCCUGGGGCAUGCAAAUGUGGGUGACCUUCGUCUCAGGUAGGGACGCUCAGCUUGGAUGUCAUGGGUACCUGGGGUGGGGAUGGAAAUAAGAGGGGAACCGGGAAGUGCCCUAACACCCCUGUGGUCCCCAUACCCUGCAGGUUUCCUGCUUUUCCGAGGCCUUCCCCGACAUACCUUCGGACUAGUGCAGAGCAAACUCUUCCCCUUCUACUUCCACAUCUCCAUGGGCUGUGCCUUCAUCAACCUCUGCAUCUUGGCUUCACAGCACGCCUGGGCUCAGCUCACAUUCUGGGAGGCCAGCCAGCUUUACCUGAUGUUCCUGAGCCUUAUGCUGGCCACUGUCAACGCCCGCUGGCUGGAACCCCGCACCACAGCUGCCAUGUGGGCCCUGCAAACCGUGGAGAAGGAGCGAGGCCUGGGUGGGGAGGUACCAGGCAGCCACCAGGGUCCCGAUCCCUACCGCCAGCUGCGAGAGAAGGACCCCAAGUACAGUGCUCUCCGCCAGAAUUUCUUCCGCUACCAUGGGCUGUCCUCUCUUUGCAAUCUGGGCUGCGUCCUGAGCAAUGGGCUCUGUCUCGCUGGCCUUGCCCUGGAAAUAAGGAGCCUCUAGCAUGGGCCCUGCAUGCUAAUAAAUGCUUCUUCAGAAAUGGCUGCUGUCUUUUUUUUUUCCCCCCAUGAGAAGCAGAGGGAGGG